Messenger RNA from Anopheles nili, 3155 nucleotides. RefSeq names its product nephrin-like. The coding region runs from base 16 to 2727 and encodes 903 amino acids. The record is from RefSeq and is a predicted model, not a curated record. NCBI's taxonomy places the organism in Eukaryota, Metazoa, Arthropoda, Insecta, Diptera, Culicidae. The transcript has 18 exons.
CAAUCGCUCCUAAACAUGAAAGCCGAGGGUUUCGUACGCGCGCUGUGGUGGAAUUUGGUGCUAAUUAUAAAUUUAAUAGAUGGAAAAUCGAUGCACGAAAAGGACAAACACGAUGUGUUCAGCGUCGAGGGCGUCGAGGGACGGAGCAUCGAGCUGCAGUGUCCCAUCACGGUGCCCCUGUCCCAGGUGUACAUGGUCCUGUGGUUCAAGGAUAAAGCCGGCAUCCCUCUCUACAGUGUCGAUGUACGUGACAAAAUUUCCCGCCAACCGGCGCACUGGUCAGCACCGGAGGUAUUUGGAUCACGUGCCAAAUUCAAUAUUGAUAAAUCACCGGCGUCUUUGCUGAUCAAGAACCUGAAGCGACACGACCAAGGCGUCUACCGGUGCCGAAUCGACUUCCGUACGAUCCAGACACAAACGUACCGAUACAACCUGUCCGUCAUCGUGCUGCCCGAGCAACCAGUGGUUCUGGAUCGGUGGGGCCGCCACCUCAACGGUACGAAGCUGGGCCCAAAGGAGGAGGGUGACGACGUCGUCAUCACCUGCCGUGUUUCGGGUGGCCGACCACAGCCCGAGGUGCGGUGGCUUAUCAACGGUGCCAUCGUCGACGACCAGUACGAGCAGAACUCGGGCGACGUCAUCGAGAACCGGCUGCUCUGGCCGACGAUCCAACGCAGCGACCUGAACGCCAUCUUCACCUGCCAGACGAUGAACACGAAGCUGGUCGAACCGAAGGAGACGAGCUACGUCCUGGACAUGCACCUGAAACCACUGACGAUAAAGGUGAUCAAUCCACCGGGCGCGUUGGUGGCGGACAAACGCUACGAGAUCGGUUGCCAGAGCGUGGGUUCGCGCCCGAACGCCAUCAUCACCUGGUACAAGGGCAAACGGCAGAUGCGACGAACUCGGGACGAGCUGCCGGACCACAACACCACCAUGUCCACGCUCAGCUUUUCCCCGACGACCGAGGACGACGGCAAGACGCUCACCUGCCGGGCGGAAAAUCCAAGCGUAAACGGGCUGUUCCUCGAGACGGACUGGAAGAUGAACGUUGUGUAUCCACCGAUAGUUUCGAUCCAGCUCGGCCCAACGCUGGUCGUCGACGACAUUAAGGAAGGUGACGACGUGUACUUCGAGUGUCACGUGCGAGCCAACCCGGACUGGAAGAAGCUGCAGUGGUUCCACAACGAUAUCCUGCUGCAGUACAACGGAUCCGCGCGCGUCAUCCAAAGCGGCCAGAGCCUGGUGUUGCAGAAGGUGACGAAACAAUCGGCCGGAUAUUACGCUUGCAGUGCAAUCAACGCCGAAGGGGAAACCGUCAGCGACCAGCAGUACCUGCGAGUGAAGCAUGUUCCCGUCUGCGCCACGGAUCGGGUGAACGGGAGCGAACCGGGCGGGGCCAACCGGAACGGCAUACUAAUUGGCGCGUCCCGGAACGAGAACGUGGAAAUUCCGUGCCACAUAUUCGCCGACCCGCCGGCCAGAUCCUUCCACUGGCGAUUCAACAACUCAGCUGAAGUGCUUCAGGUCGAUGCCCACCGCUUCACGAGCCAUGGCAACAUCAGCAUACUGAACUACGCACCGGUUACGGAUCAGGACUACGGUACGCUGACAUGCUGGGCCGUUAACGAUGUUGGCCCCCAAAGUCAACCGUGCACGUUUCAGCUCGUUCUGGCAGAUCUACCGUCACCGGUAAGUAAUUGCAGUCUACCGAACCGGACGCAACAGUUUGCGGAAAUCCAGUGCUCGCCCGGCUACGACGGCGGCUUACCGCAAGUGUUUGUGCUGGAGCUUAUAUCGAAAAGGACCGGAACCCGGCGGUUUAAUUUUUCCAACAAAAGUGAACCAUUUUUCGUGCUAGACCGCCUCGAAAAGCUCAGCGCCCUGAUGACGCUCGAGAACAACUCGCUGUCGUGCGUGGUGUACGCGCUCAACCAGAAAGGACGCAGCGCACCCGUGCUGAUACAGGACUUUGAAAUUGGUCGCAUUCAACCGUACCGUCCGGCGGCUGAGCACCGGGCGGAAACCGUCGAGUGGAUCCCGAUCGCCGGCGGCAUCCUGCUCACCGUCCUAAUAUUGGCUCUGUCAAUUUCCACCAAAACGUACCUCAACCGGUGCUGGACCGGCGGGGUUUGGUGUGGGCGCCGCAGCACCAAACGCGAUCAUUCCCCGGCCGGUGGAAAAGGCGAGCAGCAACAGCAACAGCAGCAGCAACAGCAACAUCAACAUCAACAGCAACAGCAGCAGCACACGAAAAAUGUCCUGCUGCCGGACGAGUACGAGUGUGGUACGCACUGUUUAAAGCUGAAGAAUGUGCAAAUGUUGCGGCGGCACAGCUCGCGGAAGAAAAAUUCCUCGAAGGAUUCCAACGACGACGAACCGGAACCGGACGUCAUACCGGCGCAGUUCAACAUGGUGUCGUCCUCACCAUUAAUUGCAACGCCUCAGCACAGCGAGCUAGCUGCACGAGAGAAGGACUCUCUACGGUACGGAGGCUUUGCGCCCACACCGGCAACAUAUCAACCGGCUGCGGUCAGCGGCUACCACGCAGUCGAAUGCGACCGUCCCGGGACGGCGCAGGACACGCUCCAGUAUCGAUCGCAGGGCAGCAUCGUAGGGAUACUGCCCGCGACAAAAACCGCACUGGGUGCGGGCAGCUCCGAGCUCGACAUCAACGUGAUCAAGGACCGGCUGCUGACGACACGCGUUCCCGAAAGCUGCGUUUGACGUGCUGCUGCAUGGCGGUGCAUCGAUAGGGCGUAGUCAGCGAAUAUAGCAACGCACAUUGUGCACUUCGAGCAGUGGCCACUCGAACCAGGGCACCGGUUGUCCAAGGAGAGUGGCCGCCACUUGGAAGCCCCCGAGUGCAGCGGAACCCGCUGCAGAAGUACACUUACCAGUCUAACGCGAUGUGAUGCGAGUAACCUCUCCCCUGUUUUCUAAUGUAACAAGAAAAAAAAUGCGAAAUCAAGCAAAAAAAAAUAACAAAAAAAUAUCUGCGAUGCUGAAGCGAUAAACAAAUUGUGAAACUAUUGUGCAUAUCUCUGAGCUGUCUUCGAGAAGGGGCGCGUAAGAGCAUGGUGGAGUUUAGCGAACUUACGAACAGAUCUCAAUAAAUGAACGUUUUCAAGUGAUUGUGCUUUAUAGCGAGUUCG